Molecule: messenger RNA, 4066 nt
Organism: Pygoscelis adeliae (Adelie penguin)
Lineage: Eukaryota; Metazoa; Chordata; Aves; Sphenisciformes; Spheniscidae
Gene: SPEG
Product: SPEG complex locus
Biological process (GO): muscle cell differentiation; protein phosphorylation
Molecular function (GO): protein kinase activity; protein binding; ATP binding
Source: RefSeq, a predicted model, not a curated record
AUGAGCGACGCCUCCGGCCGUGUCUCUGUCCGGGCAUCCCCCAAGCUGGUGCGCGCUGGCUCCAAGAUCUUUGAGAGGCUGCAGUACUUCGAGGAGCGGCGGAGUAGCCUGGAGCAGGCGGACAGCCCCUUUCCCGGACGGGCUGCCCUUUUGCAGGCAGGUCCCACCGAAGGCAGCCCAUGCCCGGACGGGGGUCCCACGGUUGGAGCCCGUGCCCCCGGGGUGGUGAGCGAAGCCCUGGCUGCCCGGCUGGCUGUGCCGCAUGGGCCGUACAGGCGGCCGGAGGCACCCGUGGAGGUGCGGUUCCUGCCCUGGGCGAAGCCGGGGAUGGAGCAGGAGGCUCGCCUGGAGAGGAGCUGGGCAGGGCAGCACAGCGCGGGCAGGGAGGUGGAAAGAAGGCAGAUGAAAGUGUCAGAGAAGAAAGAGAGUGGCCGGACGGCUCAAGAAGGCAGGAGCACGCGGAGCAAGGGGAAGGGGCGCCGAGCCAGGCCCACCUCUCCGGAGCUAGAGUCCUCCGACGACUCCUACGUCUCAGCGGGUGAAGACCCCCUGGAAGCCCCCAUCUUUGAGAUCCCCAUCCAGGACAUGGCGGGGGGCUUGGCGGUGCCUGCCAGUAAUGCCCAUGGCCGCGUGGAGGGCUCUGCCGAGCUCUACGUGGAGGAGCCGCGGCCAUCUGCUGCCUCCCAGAUCUCCAAGCUGGAGAAGAUGCCGUCCAUCCCGGAGGAGCCGGAGCAGGUGGAGACGGAAGCAGAGUGCUUCACCAUGCCUGAUUUCCUGAAGCCGCUGCACAACCUGGAUGUGGUGGAAUCGAAGGAGGCUGUGCUGGAGUGCCAGGUGGGCGGGCUGCCCUACCCCUCCAUCACCUGGAAAAAAAACACCCCCGGGUUCCACAACGGCCCCCGCAUCGACAGCACCGACGACCGCAAGAUGAUGCAGUAUAAGGAUGUCCAUCGCCUGGUGUUCACGUCCGUCAGCCACGCGCAUGCUGGUGUCUAUAAAAGCGUCAUCGCCAACAAAGUGGGGAAGGCCACAUGCUACGCACACCUCUAUGUCACCGACGUGGUGCCGACCCCCCCGGACGGGCCCCCCACCAUGGUAGGUGCCCCCGCGCUGGGGGGCCAUGCCCCUCUGCCAGGGGGUGGCAUCACCCUACGGGGGGCUUUCUCGUACCUGCGGAGGGUGACAGAGAAGAGCAGCCGGCUGGACUUUGCCGCCAAGUUUGUCCCCGGGAGGACCAAGGCUAAGCAGUCAGCGCGCCGGGAGCUGCACAUCCUCUCACAGCUGGACCACGAGCGCAUCGUCUUCUUCCACGACGCCUUUGAGAAGAAGAACGCCGUCAUCAUGGUCAUGGAGCUCUGCGCCGAGGAAGAGCUGCUGGACAGGAUGGCAAGGAAGCCCUCGGUGUGCGAGUCUGAGGUGGGGAUUUGCUACUUGCACCAGCACAGCGUCCUGCACCUGGACAUCAAACCAGAAAACCUCCUGAUGGCGGAUUCGAGCAGCGAGCAGGUCCGGAUCUGUGACUUCGGCAAUGCGCAGGAGCUGACACCUGAGGAGCCACAGUACUGCAAGUAUGGCACCCCCGAGUUCGUGGGCCCCGAGAUCGUCAACCAGAGCCCCAUCUCCAGUGUCACUGACAUCUGGCCCGUGGGGGUCAUCGCCUACCUCUGCCUGACGGGGAUCUCCCCCUUCGUGGGGGAGAAUGACAAGACAACGCUGAUGAACAUCCGCAACUACAACGUAGCCUUUGAGGAGAGGAUGUUCCAGGGGCUCACCCGGGAAGCCAAGGGCUUCGUCAUCAAAGUGCUGGUCAAUGACAGGCUGAGACCCAAUGCGGAGCAGACCCUGGAGCAUCCCUGGUUCAAGACGCUGGCCAAGGGGAAGGUCAUCAGCACUGACCACCUAAAGCUCUUCCUCUCCCGUCGGAAAUGGCAGCGCUCGCAGAUCAGCUACAAGUGCAACAUGGUGCUGCGGCCGAUCCCGGAGCUGCUGGAGGACACAUCCAACCACCUCUCCAUCGCCGUGCCACGGCACCUCAAGGAGUCGCCGGCGCUGUCAUCCUCCUCGGACUCGGACGACCUGGAGGAGCUGCCCUUCAUCCCCAUGCCACACCAGGUGGAGUUCUCUGGCUCCCGCAUGUCGCUCAAUGAGAUCCCCACGGAUGAUGAGGCCAUUGGGCCAUCUGAAGGGCCGCGGCUGGAGGGCGUUGCGCCGGGGGAUGUCUCCGCCAUGGAGUGGCAGAGCCAGGGUGUGGAAGAGCCUGGGGUGGCCCUGGGGAAGCGGCCGAGGGGCGCCGGGCCCCGGCGGCUGUGCAUGGAGGCGGAGGCGCCUGGCUCCUCUGAUGAAGAAGCCCCCGAAGCCCAGAAGCGGCCAGAGUACCCCCGCAAAGCCAUGAGGAAGGGCUCCAGCCUGGAGUCCCCGGGGAGGGCCCGGCGGGGAGAGCUGAAGAGGGGGGGCUCGGCUGACAGCGCCCUGCUGCUCCACCAGUCCCCGGGGACCGAGGAGGGGGCUGAGGCGGGCCGGGACCCUCGCCGGGCCCUGGCCCAGGCGGACGGCCGGCAGAUGCUCACCAUUGCCAGGGUGUCCAGGAAGGAUGCGGGGCUGUACGAGUGUGCAGCCGCCAACGCCCUGGGCACGGCCAUCAGCUCCUGCACGCUGGCUGUGGCGCGGCUCCCCGGGCGGCCGGGCACCCCGGAGAUCCCCCAGAAGUACAAGAACACGGUGCUGGUGCUGUGGAAGCCUGCGGAGAGCAAAGCCCCCUGCACCUACACGCUGGAGCGCAGGCUGGACGGGGAGGACGAGUGGAAGAUCAUCAGCACUGGCAUCGCUGACUGCUACUUCAACGUGACGGAGCUGCCCCCCGGGAGUGCUGCCAAGUUUCGGGUGGCCUGUGUCAACAAGGCCGGGCAGGGUCCCUACAGCACCCCCUCGGGGAAGGUGCACCUCGAGGCAAUGCCCCCCUACAUGGUCACCUCGUUCGUCUCCAUGCCCCCCACGUCAUCCUCCCCGCAGGAGCCCCCCGCCACUGCCCCAUCCUCCAAGGAGCCCCCAGCUGAGAGCGGGACCCCAGGGGCAAAGGAUGGCACAGCACUGCGGCAGGGCAUCCCCCAAAAGCCAUACACUUUCUUGGAUGAGAAGGCAAGGGGUCGUUUCGGGGUGAUCCGUUUGUGCAAGGAGAACGCCACGGGGAAGCACUUCAUGGCCAAGAUCGUGCCCUACGAGGCAGAGAGGAAGCAGAGCGUGCUGCAGGAGUACGAGAUCCUCAAGGCGCUGCACCAUGAGCGCAUCAUGGCCCUGCACGAGGCGUACAUCACCCCCCGCUACCUGGUGCUCAUCUGCGAGAACUGCGCCGGCAAGGAGAUCCUCUACAGCAUCGUGGACAGGUUUCGCUACUCAGAGGACGACGUGGUGAGCUACGUGCUGCAGCUCCUGCAGGGCCUCGAGUACCUGCACAGCCGCCGCAUCGUGCACCUCGACAUCAAGCCGGACAACGUCGUCAUCUCAGGCAUGAAUGCCCUCAAGAUCAUCGAUUUUGGCAGCGCCCAGACCUACAACCCCCUCGUGCUGCGGCAGCUGGGGCGGCGCGUUGGCACCCUGGAGUACAUGUCGCCGGAGGUGGUGAAGGGUGACCCAGUGGGCUCCGCAGCAGAUGUCUGGGGUGUUGGCGUCCUCAUCUACAUCAUGCUCAGCGGGCGGUCACCGUUCUUCGAACUAGACCCCAUCGAGACAGAGAACCGCAUCCUGGCAGGGCGCUUUGAUGCCUUCAAGCUGUACCCCAACGUCUCACAGAGCGCUGCCCUCUUCAUCCGCAAGGUUCUUGCCGUCCACCCCUGGAGCCGCCCCACAGUGAAGGACUGCUUUGCCAACGCCUGGCUCCAGGAUGCCUAUCUGAUGAAGCUGCGCCGCCAGACGCUGACCUUCACCACCAACCGCCUCAAGGAGUUCCUGGUGGAGCACCAGCGGCGCCGCGGCGAGGCUGUCACCAAGCACAAGGUCUUACUCCGCUCCUACCAGGGCGGCCAGCCCCCGGGGCUGCAGUAGCCAGUGCCUCGGCCGCGGCCCCGCAGCG